Molecule: messenger RNA, 3102 nt
Organism: Geosmithia morbida
Lineage: Eukaryota; Fungi; Ascomycota; Sordariomycetes; Hypocreales; Bionectriaceae
Product: Ankyrin Repeat Protein
Exons: 2
Coding region: 1-3102 (1033 amino acids)
Source: RefSeq, a predicted model, not a curated record
AUGGCUGCAGGUGCCAGAGCGACGCUCCUGGUCAUCGUGGUCAUCAUGACCAUCGUAGCCAGGCCAGCUCAGGCGUCGUUCGGAGGGGAGCCCGAUUCAGACGACGGGUGGUGGGACGACCUGACCAACAACUUUGCGUCCGACCUGGCGCCCAUCAUCUCGCUGUUCGGCGAGCAGGUGACGAAGCAGUUCCUGAGUCAGGUCGUGACCGUCAUGGACAUGCUCGUCUUCUCGUCAGCCCCGCUGGGCAUCAUCACGACGGUCGUGUCGGCCAUCCGCGUGUCGGGCGACUCGCUACUCAAGUCGCUCGUCGGGCGGGCGCGGGAGCCCUACGGGGCGGCAGAGGUCGAGCUCUGCUCGUCCACUAGCCAAGAUGUGUGCGAGCUCUGGUCCGACGGCGGCAUCUGCCGCGUCUUUGGGCGGCCCCGCAUCCUCGAGUUCAUGUACCGCGAACCCGAAUCUGCACGGGGCUACUACGAACCUAGCCCGCUGCUGCCGCGCGAGGAGUGGAACCGCCAUGAUACCGCACAGUACGGCAGCCGUGUGAUGGACAGCAAGCCACCCUGCGGCAUAGCCCUCCCGAGGCAGGCCCUGGCUACCCUCACGACGAGGCAGAAGGGUGCCUUGUGGGCGAUGUACCAGCAGGAUCCCGAACCAGGGCCCUUUUCUGGCUGGGAAAAUAUCGGCGUAGUAGACGGCACCUUGUGGUGGCCAAUCCGCGUCUGGAUCCUGAGGAACCUCCGGAACGCGCGUGACAAUAGAGGUCCCGCGACGAUGACCAGUGCCGACCCUGCCAAGUCGCCGACAGGUUCAGACUGGUCACGGCUCUUCUGGGGGGUUGUCCGGCUCACGGAGAAGCACGGCGCGAGAUACGACAGCGAGGUGAAGCCUGACUUGGAGAGCCAGGAUCCAGGGUUAGACACGGACAGCGCAGUGACCUCACCGCAGGGCGUAACCUCGCUGCGUCGACGCCGUGCUGCCGUCAAUAACGGUCCCACCACCCCGAAGAGGAGAUUGCGGGACGGAAACCCCAUACCCGAUCUGACCGGGUUUGCACCGUACCCCAACCUGUCACUCAACCUCGGCGUGCGCAAGUCGAGCUUGGCUCUCACGUAUGUCUUCAUGGCCGCCAUAUUCGGCUAUGCCCUCCAGAUGAGCGCCAUCGGAUUCGCCGCGUGGGCCACUUUCUACAGCCCCAAGCUGUCAGGAAAGAGCGAUGGCCGUGAAACCACGCCCUUCUUUGUCCUGUACUCUGUAGGCACCGUCGUCAUAUUCUUCGGCAUGAGCCUGUCGGCUGGGGUGAUCCAGACCUUCUCCAAGAAGCGGCUCUUCAUCCUGCUGCGGCGCGAGGCGUCAGGCGAGCACGCCCGUCCCGACACAAGUAAGAACGUCGACGGCAAGCCGGCCGACCGCAUCUACUGGCUCCAGCCGGGCAACCAGCGCGUCGGAGACCAGGAGUUUCGCCCGUUUGCCUACAGCGAGGCCAAGAGCGAGUACAUCACCGCGUGGAAGGCUACGGGUGACGCCAACCCGAGGAGUGGCGUUGUGUACGCCAGCUCAGCCCUCACCAUGGUUGGCUGGAUCGCCCAGUUCAUCGGCCUACGCGGCAUCCACGGCACCGUUGCGCUGUACCAGCUCAUCUGCACCAUCAUCAUGACGGCCGUGCGCGCCUUUCUCCGUAGCAAUACCCUCGACAGGAAUAUGAAUCGCCUGCACAAGGCUCAGGGCCGGAUAGAGGGCUACGAGCUGGAAUGGCAGGCUACCGACAUCGUCGUCUCAGGCUCUACAGAUGGCCAAGGCUCGGCCCGUAUAGAAGAUACUUACUUUGCGAUACUCGACGGAGGGAGGCUACCGCUGGACGCAAACGAUGUCACGCAGGGCAGCACGACCGUGCUCGACGUACCGAUGAGUCUCAGAUGCCAUCACGGGCCGGAAUCUUCGAUGACGGUUGUGUCCUGGAACAGCGAUGAUGAGUCCGGAUACGUACCUGGGCCUUGUAGAGUAGAUGCCGCCCUGGCACACGCCACAGCCAGCGUCUGCCGUACGAUAGAGACGCAGGGCCUCGAGGCCUGGCCUGGCGCGUGCAAGGGGGGCGUCGAUCUCGAGGAGGCCAGGGAGACGGAUGCCAUGCCCAACCCAGCGGCCAAGGUGGUCCACGUACGAUGCCGUCUGGGCUGGCUGACGGGCCCGUCCAUACAGGGCCCCGACAGCGCCUGGAAGUCGGGAGCCAGGGACGUGGCUCUCAAGCUCAAGGCCGCCCUCGAGGAGACGGUCCGGCUGUGGCUCCCGCAGGUCACCUGGACAGCGCUGGUGUGGACCAUGGGCUGCAGAGUCCGACAGUUCAAGACGGAGGAGGAGGGCGCUCCUCUCCCAACGCCGAUCUGCCUCCAGAUACUGCACCAGGGCAGUGGCUGGACCGCUGACGGGGGUCAGCUCGAGGCCGUGCUCGGGCUGACGCUGUGGUCCAUGGAGCGUUGGGUGCAGCGGCCGACGCUGUGGCGGCCGUCGUCGGCUGACGCGCAAGAGACGUGGCGCGGUGAGGAUACGGGCACAGCCCGCCGGCGCGAGCUGGUAUACCCGAGGAAGCACACAGUGUGCCGCACGACGCGGGCCGACGCCAUACUCGGCGACUGUGGGGCGCUGCUGCUCUCCAGGAAGACCAUGCGAUGGCCCACGAACGCCGAGCCGACCUUUCUCUCCGUGCCCGUGCUGAACCACGAAGCCGUCGUUGACGGGCCCCGGCGGCACACUCCCCGCGAAGCCGACGACGGCCGGGAGGGUAUGACGGGCCUUUCCCUCUCCACCGAGGACACGCCCCUGCAGCUCAUCGCGCAGGACUUGUUUGCCGUGUUCAUCGCCAGGCUCACGACUGUUGCGGCGUACGAGGGCACGGCAGACAAGGAUACAGAUGUCAGCAGCAGCACGGGCACGGACACGGGCACGGGCACGGGCACGGGUUCGGAUCCUUGUCCUUUGGCCUUUGAUGGAGGCGAGCACUUGAAUGAGCUUCGUCGCAAGUCGGCAGACGUUCUCGUGAGGGCCGGACUGGCAGGACGGGCUGAGGCGUUGUUUACGGUGUUUUCGACAAAGCAGUAUGAGUGA